Oncorhynchus tshawytscha (Chinook salmon) is the source of this 2278-nucleotide messenger RNA. Its product is annotated as C-type mannose receptor 2-like. Bases 200 to 2212 code for a protein of 670 amino acids. The record is from RefSeq and is a predicted model, not a curated record. The transcript has 9 exons. NCBI's taxonomy places the organism in Eukaryota, Metazoa, Chordata, Actinopteri, Salmoniformes, Salmonidae.
UAUAUAGGACCAAGCAACGGAGAUAGACACAGAAGGAGAGAGAGAUCUGGAGAGAGCAAGAUAGACGGAGUGAGACAGACUUUCCUACAAACAACCGAUGUAAUUGGUACCUUUUGAAAUCUCUUGGAACACAACUCUAAACUGAGUGUAGGAGUCUCUGAUCACAUCUUUAGCCAUAUUUCCAUUGAAUUUCACACUGAUGGAAACUUCUUUGUACCUCACCCUCCUAAUCUCAGGGUUCUACACACCUUCCUCGUGUCUUAUUUGUCAGUAUCACGUCAUAAACAUAAAAAAGACCUGGACGGAUGCCCAGAGUUACUGCAGAGCACAUUACACUGAUCUGGCUACAGUAGAUGACAUGGAGGACCUGAACAGGCUGAUGACCAGUGUCAGUAGUUCUAAUUACUGGUUCUGGAUCGGACUGAAGAAGGGAGACUCCAUGAAGUGGCACUGGUCUCUGGCAGACAGACGUUUCUACAGAGAGGGGGAGACUGAGUUCAGAAACUGGGACACUGGAACACCCCAAAAUGGUAACUGUGCUUUAAUGAGUACAUCUGGUCUGUGGAACAACACCUCCUGUGAUGACCAGCAUCACUUCAUCUGUUAUGAUGGAAAACAAGACACCAACCAAACAUACGUCUUAAUUCAGGAGAACAGGACCUGGAUAGAUGCUCAGAGUUACUGCAGACAGUAUCACACAGACCUGGUCAGUGUGAGGAACCAGACUGAGAACACAGAGAUAAAUAAGAAGAUAACACUGAGGGGACUUCCUGUGUGGAUCGGUCUGUUUCUAGACUCCUGGAGAUGGUCAGACCAGAGUGACUCCUCAUUCAGAAACUGGUUGCCAGGAUGGCUUUCAACAGAACAGAGAUACAACUGCACUCUCGUGCAUUCUAAUCCUUCUUCUUCAAAUCAUGCUAAAAUGAGAAAUUAUCCCUCUGAUGACACCUUUCCUUUCAUCUGCUCCGCUGUGGAGACCACAAUGACUACAGCGACCACGACUACCCCCCUGCCCAUGACCAUAACUACCCCCUGCCCACGACCACGACUACCCCCUGCCCAUGACCACAACUACCCCCUGCCCACAACCACGACUACCCCCUUUGCUGGAAAAAUGUCCCUCAUUAAUCAUUAUUCUGUUAACAGGACACCUUCCUCAUGUCUUCAUCAGUAUCACCUCAUUUCCAUCAAUAUGAUCUGGACUGAUGCCCAGAGUUACUGCAGAGCACAUUACACUGAUCUGGCUACAGUAGAUGACAUGGAGGACCUGAACAGGCUGAUGACCAGUGUCAGUAGUUCUAAUUACUGGUUCUGGAUCGGACUGAAGAAGGGAGACUCCAUGAAGUGGAACUGGUCUCUGGCAGACAGACGUUUCUACAGAGAGGGGGAGACUGAGUUCAGAAACUGGGACACUGGGACACCCCAAAAUGGUAACUGUGCUUUAAUGAGUACAUCUGGUCUGUGGAACAACACCUCCUGUGAUGACCAGCAUCACUUCAUCUGUUAUGAUGGAAAACAAGUCACCAACCAAACAUACGUCUUAAUUCAGGAGAACAGGACCUGGAUAGAUGCUCAGAGUUACUGCAGACAGUAUCACACAGACCUGGUCAGUGUGAGGAACCAGACUGUGAACACAGAGAUAGAGAAGAAGAUAUCACUGAGGGGACUUCCUGUGUGGAUCGGUCUGUUUCUAGACUCCUGGAGAUGGUCAGACCAGAGUGACUCCUCAUUCAGAAACUGGCAUUCAGGACGGCCUUCAACAGAUCAGAGACACAACUGCACUCUGGUGUCUUCUUAUCCUUCUUCUGAUUAUUCUAAAUGGAUAAAUCAUCCCUGUGACUACAACUUUCCUUUCAUCUGCUAUGAGGCUCUUCAACUGAAGAGACAGGUGGUGAGAGUGAAGAUGACACAAAGGGAUCAACAUUUGAACCUCAGAGAUCCUGCUGUUCAAGACGCCAUCGUACAAGAGAUAAGGAACAAGCUGAAGGAGCAGGGGUUACCUGCAGACACCAAAGUGACAUGGAAAAAGCAGCCUGAUGGGAAGGUCUUCCACAAGGAGGAAGAGGGGUCUCCCAAGAAAGAAGAGGAGGAGAAGAAGAUGAAGAAGAGGAUGAUGACAAAGAGAGAACUCUAUGUUAAAUGUUCUCCUUACAUUUCUCUUUUUAUUUACAUUAAUAAUCUGUACUGGUCCAGAGUGUCUCAGUUUAACUGAAACAAGUCUUUAUCUGAGAUACAGUUAAUUGUUUUAUCAUACAGAAUAUUGUUUUAUCAUAUAUUU